Temnothorax curvispinosus is the source of this 946-nucleotide messenger RNA. RefSeq names its product radial spoke head protein 9 homolog (gene Rsph9). The transcript is spliced from 4 exons. Gene Ontology annotation, biological process: motile cilium assembly; axoneme assembly; cilium movement involved in cell motility. The coding region runs from base 82 to 924 and encodes 280 amino acids. NCBI's taxonomy places the organism in Eukaryota, Metazoa, Arthropoda, Insecta, Hymenoptera, Formicidae. The record is from RefSeq and is a predicted model, not a curated record. Gene Ontology annotation, cellular component: radial spoke; axoneme.
GAGACAAUCUCGAGCGUCAAGGAUUGUCAAAAAUGUCGAGGUCUUCAUAAGCUAUUAUACGAGCUAUUAUAAGUAAGCAAAAUGGAUUGCUUAAAGUUACUGGAAACUCUUGAUAUAUUCGGCUGCGCCGGUAUUUGCAUAAGUACCGAAAGCUCGCAGCUGCUGCAGAAUUCGCUGCUCAUUUUGCAGACGGAAAAUCACUUUCGAAAAUGUUACUAUUGGGGCAGGAUCAAUGGGAUACAAAACGACUAUCACGUCGCGUACGGUUACGAAAAGGAUUGCAUGAACGGUCAGGUAUAUUAUUACAGCACAGAUGGUAUGAAUUGGCUACUGCUGCCAAAAGCGACGAAAUGCGGACGAUUUCUGAGCCCCUUGGCGAUUAAUAAGUUCGAAGGUGAUCCAUCCAUCGUCACGAACGUUUACGACGUCAAUCCACCGUUUCCGCCAAAUGAGGAUCCUAAGACUUAUUACGAGGAUCCUAUGCCAAAGGAAUUGAAGGAAGAGGAUCGUCUCGCGGCCACCGUGGAAUCGAUUACCGAGGAUGCUGCGAUCAUUCCGCGAGGGGCCUGGUUCAAGUGCCCGAACGGCGAUGUGAUCGAGAAUUCGAGUUUCGGUGGCCUGCGCGAGGUGGACGCCGCGAAUCUGAAAUCCUAUUUGCACGCCCGUCCCCCGAAGCAGAAGUGGAACGUGAAUUUGUCGUCCCGGUCCGAUUACAAUUACGCGCUGGACUUUUUGGACAGCACAGACAUGGACGUUCCUCAGGAAUGUUGGAAUCUGCAGUUUCUUUUGGGCGGUCGUCUGGCCGUUGUGCACAGCUUGUAUUGGCACGGAAUGACUUUCUUCCACAAGUUGAACUCUCCUCAUCAUGGAUUUUUAUACGUUGGACACGGAAAGAAGAAUCUAGAUCUUCCGUUUAUGAUCUGAUGCGAGAUACAUAAACAAUUGU